CCUGGAGCCGUCGGAGCGCAUGCGCGGUCUAUUCUUCUAGUUUAUUAAUUUUUUUCAGACGAAAAUGGCUGCCUCUCUCAUCUAAACCUCUGCUAAAAGGAUUAAAUAAGCAUGAAAUAGCCAUCGCAAAUCGCAAUCCUGCUUCAAGACAAUAUUCAUGGACACCGAGGCGUAGUUUGUGCGCGCCGCUACAAAGAUGUUGUGGCUGUUCAAGAAGGAAAAUGUGUGUGAUACGAUUUUAACCCUUGCUAUUCCAUGAUCCGCCUACAAAUGAGAAAAUGAUGCACCAGGUGACCAGCAGCAGUAAUGACUAUUGCAUGAGUGGACUGGCAGAGGACUGUCAGCAUCCUACCAGCCACUUUGACUUAUGUAGCACACAAUCCAACAAAUUCUACCCCUCUCCUCCAAACCCCACUUUACAGCUGUCCCUCUCCAGCCUACCCCCUCUGCCACAGGGCAUGCAUAAACCCAUAACAUGCCAAAUGCAAGAGACCCAGAACGAGUUCCAGCCCCAGACGGUGAGGAUCAGGGCCGGUGAGGCUCCCGCGCCUGAUGGCUCCAAGAAGAAGAAGGGCAUAGUGAAAUCGGGCAGACGAGGGAGGCCAUCGGGGACCACAAAGUCAGCUGGGUACCGUACGAGUACAGGACGUCCGCUGGGGACCACAAAAGCUGCAGGGUUUAAAACCAGCCCAGGAAGGCCUCUUGGCACCACCAAAGCGGCAGGCUAUAAGGUAAGCCCUGGCAGGCCCCCUGGCAGCAUAAAGAGUCUAGCCCGGCUCAAGAAGCUGGAGAUUGGCAAUUGUGACGCCACCAAGAAACUAGACUUCAGCAACUGCAGCGGCCCCAAGAAACUGGACUACACUAGCUGUGAUGUUGCACCCUUUCCAUAUGCCAUGAUGCCGAAAAGAGACCUGUGUGAGCCCAGUGGCAAAGCGGAGGAAACCAACGACUAGUUCUGAAGCUUUCUUUCUCUCCAUUGCUUGAAAUACAUUUGUGUGCAUGUGCAAGAGGAUGUUGAGUACAUUUCUCUAAAGGCGUGGGAAAGAAAUAACUUUUUUUGUCAUUGAAAUCAGCUAUGAAAUAAAUUUUCACUGUACAGUGUGGACAUUGUCUUCAUCCUGUCAUAAUAAACAACUGAAAUCACUCCUAUUUAGAAAGUAUGUUAUCCUGUUUGACAGUGAUGCAUGCAUAGGAAUUAAUCACAAUCAAAUCAAAAUAGGAAAGAAAGUAUGUAUUCAUCAUAGAUCAUAGUUUGUGGUUCAACACUCAUUUGGAGAGUGGAGCUUUUUCUCUUUUUUUUUCCCCCCCCUGAAGCCUUUUGUUUCUCUGAGUUGUGACAUGCUCUGUUGCAAUGCUUUAUCAUUAAUAAUUUCUAUUCCUUGUUGACAUUUUUUACAUUUAUAUAUAUAUAUAAAAAUUCAUUUUAGUACAGUUAAUUCAGCUUUUUCCUGAGCAUAUGUGGAAGUGUAGUUGUCCUUUGUGUUGUCCAGUGCAAUAUGUGUUUCAUUUUGUACUACUAUACUGCAUCAAAAAGAAAUGAGAGCACUGAGAUCAUUUUUUUUAUCCGCUUCAAUUGGAGAAUCUCAACACAAUACCUUUUUGAACACAAGUUUUGCUAUUUCUACACUUUGUGAGUAUGGUUUGGACUAUGUAUUGUAAUAGCCUCUCUUUGUCCUCACUCUCACUUCAUAAAGCAGACCCAGACUGAAGUGUAUGUUGUUAUGCCGUUCAUUAGAAAAAAUUAAUUUCAGCCAACAGACAAAAAAAUGGCUCGUGGACUCUGUAUUAAGCGCUAAUGUACUGUAUGUGAAACCAAAAUAAAAGAAAGACAAAAACAAAA
Myripristis murdjan (pinecone soldierfish) is the source of this 1840-nucleotide messenger RNA. RefSeq names its product UPF0461 protein C5orf24 homolog. Bases 279 to 953 code for a protein of 224 amino acids. Lineage: Eukaryota; Metazoa; Chordata; Actinopteri; Holocentriformes; Holocentridae. The transcript is spliced from 2 exons. The record is from RefSeq and is a predicted model, not a curated record.